This is a messenger RNA of Haemonchus placei, 1870 nucleotides long. The record is from the annotation of a GenBank genome assembly. Lineage: Eukaryota; Metazoa; Nematoda; Chromadorea; Rhabditida; Trichostrongylidae.
AAUACUUCAAAAUCCAUCUGAAUCUUUUGCCGUCAUAACUGUACCCAUUCAGAGCAUAUUCGAGCGUAUUACACGAGGAAAUGAGGAGGAACUUCAAAAAUUGCACAAACUUUCGAUUCGUAAGCACAGCAAUGAAACUCAGCCUCCAGUAUCUCGACGGCCAUUCGUUGCAGAGCCAAGUGGACGGAACUUCAAAAAAUUGAAUCACAAGUUCAAGAAAUUUCUGUUCGACGGCGAUAUCAUCAUCAGCCAUUCCCUUCUACGUGAAAUUGUGAAGGAAUCCGAGCAGGAGUACGAGCGUUCCCGAAUACGGCGAUGGGCAUAUCGUGACUUCUUCUACCCGGAAACAAUAUGGCAAACUGGUGUUCCUUACGAGUUUGAUGAGGAUCUUCCUGAUGUAGCAAUAGCAAGUCUCCUGGAAGCGAUGGAGUUCUGGCAGAGUAACACCUGUGUGACGUUUCGACCUCGAACCAAUGAAACUCAAUACAUCCUCUUUACUGGUGAACCUUCCUUUUUUAGGAUCUCUUUUCUCAGGGAACUGGUGAAUUGUACAAUUGCAGGCGCUUUGGACAUGUGUUCGUCCACGGUAGGAAGGGAUUUGAGACAAGGACAACAACUUGUUUACAUAGGAUCAGGAUGUUAUGCGUUUGGAGUGACCACCCAUGAAAUCGGUCAUGUCCUGGGUUUAUUCCAUCAUCAGCAGCGUUACGAUAGAAAUGAGUAUGUAGCAUUUGUGCAAGCCAAUGUGCCUGAGUCGGAUUGGGGAGAUUUUGAGACGAUAUCUUCGACUUUUCUGGACACCUAUGGUCUUCCUUAUGAUGUUGGAAGUGUGAUGCAUUACGCUCCGACAGAGUUUGCACGGAAUGCUGCUUUCCCUUCUCUACUAGCCCUGAACGAAGAGCUUCAAGGGACUAUGGGUAAUAUGGAGGGACCAUCUUUCCUGGACGUGGAAAUCAUCAACAGACAUUACCAGUGUUCUGCAAUUUGUAAUCGUUCCAAUGUUGAGGCGCCGAGAUGUCUGAAUGGAGGUUAUACGGAUCCACUGAACUGUACUAUAUGCAAGGUCCAUCUCAGCGUCUCCUCUAAUGAAACCCUUUUCAGAUGUCCUUCCGGCUUUGGUGGCAAUCUCUGCCAGGACAUUGCCUCUUCGGCCCCACUGAAUUGCGGCCGAGUACUUUCGGCUACUUCGAGAUUGACACGGCUCAGAGUACGAAUGAUCAUCGGACCUGUCAGACGGCAAUGUGUCUACCACAUUCGAGUACUGACUGGUACUACUCUUUUGAAAAUUGUUGAUCUUAUCUUAUUAAAUGGUAAAAUGAUCAACGAAUUUGCUAAAUGGGCACCACCGAAUCGUAGGAUCAUGAUCGGAAUCCAAAACGUCGAAGGAAAAUGUCAGGAGGGAUGCUACACAAGGGCUGUGGAGGUGAAAAUGAACGGCGACUUUCGUCCAGUAGGUUACAGUAUAGGUGGCAGUUACAGGUACUGUUGCCAAUCACAAUCAUUUCGUCGAUUGAUCUCAAAAGGACGGAAUGUUCCGGUCAUUUUCUUCGCACAAAAUGGAACCCUCGAUGUAACACUGUACUUCAGAUGGGGUAGCCUAACCCGUUUUUUUUGUUCGGGAUCCAAUCGAGAUGGACCUUUUCCAGUUGUUCUAACACCUGAUGCAGAAGAUGCCACUUAUCUGAAUGCAACAGAACUUAUGGAAGUUUACAAACUAACGGAUAGUUACGGUAUGGAUAUGGAGAUAUUAAAGUUACCAGAAGGCAGUGGUAUGGGAACUCCGGGUGGAACGUUAGGAGACAAUGUUUUCGAUGGAGAGACAAACGACGGUCGAUUUCAAAGGCAGACGGUAUCCUACCAGUUACAUUAA